This is a messenger RNA of Anthostomella pinea, 489 nucleotides long. Lineage: Eukaryota; Fungi; Ascomycota; Sordariomycetes; Xylariales; Xylariaceae. The record is from the annotation of a GenBank genome assembly.
AUGAGCUCCUCAUCAUCUUCGGCCGCCGUGUCGCCAACUGAGCAGACGUUCCCCUACAACAAGGGCUACACGUACUCGGCCCCCGGACAACAUGCAAUGGCUCAAAGUGCCCAGCCCAGAAUGUUCAACAGCAAGACACAGCCCUCCGAACUGUCGAACAGCUACUUCCCCGACAAGGCCACCGCCGACUCAUCGAACUCUACAUCCCCAGACGUGUCAGUCCCCGGCACCCCGCUACCCCUCCAGACGCCCAUCACCCCAUCGGCAAACUACCCGCUCCCGCCUCUCGACCGCGUCUACGUGAAGCCGGCACAUGAGCUCGACGUCGCCGCGCAGCUCGCCAAGAAGCCCGGGUACUGGUCCGUCCAGGGCUGGGUGCAGCGGACCGCGAGCAUGGACGCCAAGCGCAGGGCCGAGUGCCCUGAGACCCGGGCGCGCAAGUUUGCCGAGACGAAGAAGGAGCUGCUUGCUUCGGCUGGCCGAUUCUAG